Dendrobium catenatum is the source of this 1844-nucleotide messenger RNA. RefSeq names its product lipid phosphate phosphatase delta. The transcript is spliced from 8 exons. NCBI's taxonomy places the organism in Eukaryota, Viridiplantae, Streptophyta, Magnoliopsida, Asparagales, Orchidaceae. Bases 302 to 1537 code for a protein of 411 amino acids. Gene Ontology annotation, cellular component: endoplasmic reticulum membrane. Gene Ontology annotation, molecular function: sphingosine-1-phosphate phosphatase activity. The record is from RefSeq and is a predicted model, not a curated record.
CCAAGUCCGCGUCCGCGUCAUCGUCCGCGUUCAUCAGCGUGACUUCUCCAGCUCCAAAACGAACGGUUCUUCCUUCCUUCCUUCAAUCCGUCAAUCCUUUUUUUUUAUUGCUAAAUUUAUUACAUUAACAAUCAGUAAAUAGAUUUCAAUACUCCUAUAUAAAGUUCCAAACUUUCAUGGAAUUGGAAGACAACGCACCGCAAUCCCCACCAAAGUUGUUUCUUUCCAGCGAAUUACGCCCAAAACACUAUCCUUUUGGGUUUUUGAGCGAACCCUAGAAGGUUUGGAAGAGGUGGUUGAGAUGGAUAGUGGUAUCAUUCCCAUGUGGCAGCCUCUUUGUCUCUCUGGCCUUCUUGGAUUUGUUGUGGCGGCCUCGCUUUUGGGCAUAACGAGGAGAUUUCGAUCGAUUGUGCAGCCAUGGGUUGUUCGUCGCGUUCAAUCCGAUCUUCCUCUUAUUCUACAGAUCCAGAGAUGGCAGCAUAGGUUCUUCGAUAUUUUCUUCUCCGUUGUCUCUUGUCUUGUCUCCGUUCCAUUCUAUACCGGAUUCAUCCCUAUUCUCUUCUGGAGUGGGCAUAGCAAAUUGGCGAGGCAGGUGGCUUUGCUUAUGGCUUUCUGUGAUUAUAUUGGGAAUGCUAUUAAGGAUGCAAUAUCUGCCCCAAGGCCGAGCUGUCCUCCGGUGAGGAGAGUGACAGCUACAGAAGAUGAGAAAGAGAAUGCAAUGGAGUAUGGAUUGCCUUCUUCCCAUGCUCUCAACACAGUUUGUCUUGCUGGAUACUUGUUGCACUAUGCACUAACAACAUAUGGUCAUGAAAUGAAUGGUUUCAGAGUUUUGAUUGGAUUCUCCUUAGUUUUCUUGCUGGUCUCUCUGAUUGGCUUGGGGAGGAUAUACUUGGGCAUGCACAGCUUCAUCGAUGUUGCAGCUGGAAUCACCAUGGGGCUUGUUGUUCUUGCUUUCUGGCUGAUUGUUCAUGACUAUAUUGAUAAUUUUCUCACCUCUGGACAGAAUGUUACAUCUUUCAGUGCUGGCCUCUCCUUCGUACUACUUUUUGCUUAUCCUACACCUGAGGCCCCAACUCCAAGUUUUGAGUAUCACACAGCUUUCAUUGGCGUUGCUUUUGGAUUAGUCAGUGGCAUCCAACAAACCUAUCUUCUAUUCCACUCGGAAGACGUUCCUCGUAUAUUCAGCCCCGAACUUUCCAUCCUCGUCUUCUUUGGAAGGUUAUUGGCAGGCAUUCCUACAAUCCUAAUAGUGAAGUUCUGCAGCAAAGCUCUUUCCAAGUGGUUACUUCCAGUUAUCUGCAACACUUUAGGAAUUCCAAUAAGGUCAUCUUGCUAUAUUCCUGCACUAAAAGAAUCUGAUAGCAGCAAAAACAAAUCUGAUAAUAAGCAGAUUGGUUAUCUUCAAAGAGCAAUUUCUUUCUUGCCUUACAAGACCUAUGAUGUUGAUACAGGAAUAAGGUUUCUUCAAUAUGCUGGCCUGGGAUGGUCUGUUUCUGACUUAGUUCCUCAUCUUUUCACUCGCUUAUCUUUGUCUUAACUUAUCUUCAUCUUAGUAUUUGUAAUCUAUAUGCACCCUCAAUUUGGUGUAUUUUUAUUUUUUUUCUCUUUUGUAUCAGAAAAAUCACUUUUAGACAUGUUUAUAAGCCAAUCUGUACCAGUAGAAAGCUUUGUUUGGGAUAGCUUUCUUACUGCUUCUUAAAGCAGCUUUUGAGUAUCAAAAUUUUUAAUUUUUUACUGAAAAACCGCUGUAUGAAACAGUAAGAAAGCCGUCCCAAAGAAGCUUACUGUUUUUCUGUAAAUUGUUUAUUUCUUUUGAGAUCAACGUUUGAUUCCAAUUUUUUUUU